GCGAAUGGAAUAACCUAAGGACAAUAAAAGAGCUGGCACCGCGUUGAUAAUUUCAUUCUCUGUGACAGCGAGAAAGAUUUCAACAAUGUUUUCACAAGGUGUGAUUGUUUCUAUUGUACUGGCUCUAACAUUGGUUACUGCAGCAAUUGAAAAGCGUCCAUUAUGUGAAAAUAAUGUUCCAUCUAAACCGUAUGGAUGUAUAUCCGACACUGCGGGUGUUGCCAUGUGUAUUAGUGAAGACCAGAUAUGUGAUGGCCUGACCGACUGUGGUGACGGAUCAGACGAACAAGAUUGUGAUUACAGUAAAUGGUACGGCACUGCAGAUGGCAAGUGCCCGGCUCCAAAUCAAAAUGCGUCGGGUGCUGGUGGUAUGGCUGUUCUUGGGCCACAAUUUAACGAGGCUCACAACUAUUUUCGAUGUCUCCAUGGCGCCCAGAAUAUGACGUACGACGUGUUGCUUCAAGAAGGCGAUGCCAAAAAUGCUGCUGACAAUAGCGCCGCUUCUGGCACACUGACACACACCUACAGCGGCGAGAAUUUGGCGGGUGUACAAAUUAGUGUCUCGAAGACUACAGGUAUAUAAUUUUUUUUUAAA
Saccoglossus kowalevskii is the source of this 595-nucleotide messenger RNA. Its product is annotated as Golgi-associated plant pathogenesis-related protein 1-like. Lineage: Eukaryota; Metazoa; Hemichordata; Enteropneusta; Harrimaniidae. Gene Ontology annotation, molecular function: protein binding. The record is from RefSeq and is a predicted model, not a curated record. Gene Ontology annotation, cellular component: extracellular region.